AUGGCGUCCCGUAAAGGUGCCCGCAGCUCUCGGAUCGUUUCUCUGGAACGCUCAGCCAAUUCGUCGCUCAGCAACGGGGGUGGAGACGAGUCAUUCGGUUCUACAACUCUCGAAACAUCUCGACUUCAAGAAAAAGACCAUCUAACAUCACUCAAUAGCCGACUCGCUCAAUAUAUUGAUAAAGUUCGCCAAUUGGAGCAGGAGAACAACAGGCUUCAAGUCCAAAUUCGUGAUAUUGAAGUUGUGGAGAAAAAGGAGAAGUCUAACUUAGCCGAUCGAUUUGAAGCUGAGAAAGCUCGACUUCGCCGCGCUCUUGAUUUGGCUCAAGAUGAACUUGCAAAGUACAAGAUCGAGUAUGAUGCUGCCAAAGUUGAAGUCAAGAAAUUGAAGCCACAGGUGGAUAAGCUUGAACGGGAACUCGCUGGAGCCGAAGAGCAAGCUCUCCAUGCGCAAUCAGUUGCUGAUCAAAGUCAAGCUAAGCAAAAGACUCUCCAGGCUCGAAACGAUAAGCUGGUGUUGGAAAAUGAUGAUCUCAAAAAGCAGAACAUCACUCUUCGGGAUACUGUUGAGGGUCUCAAGAAAGCUGUAGAAGACGAAACUCUGCUUCGUACUGCUGCCAAUAACAAGAUCAAGGCUUUAGAGGAAGAUCUCGCUUUCGCACUCCAACAACACAAGGGAGAACUCGAAGAGGUUAGACACAAGCGUCAGGUCGACAUGACAACAUAUGCGAAGCAAAUCAACGAUGAGUACCAAUCGAAGUUGCAAGAUCAAAUUGCUGAAAUGCGAGCUCAGUUCCAGAGCAACCUUGCCCAAAACAAAACAGCAUUUGAAGAUGCUUACAAAAAUAAGCUGAAUGAUGCUCGUGAGCGACAAGAAGGUGCUGUUUCCGAAGCACUACAUCUGCGUGCUCGUGUUAGAGAUUUGGAGACUUCCAGCAGCGGAAAUGCUUCACUCAUUGAACGCCUGCGAGCGGAGCUUGAUACACUCAAAAGAUCGUUCCAAGAGAAACUGGAUGAUAAGGAUGCUCGUAUUUCGGAGCUCAAUCAAGAAAUUGAACGAAUGAUGAGCGAGUUCCACGAUCUUCUUGAUGUGAAGAUUCAGCUGGACGCUGAGCUCAAGACCUACCAAGCCUUGCUUGAGGGAGAAGAGGAGCGAUUGAACCUCACUCAAGACACAUCUAAAAAUGCUUCUGUUCAUCAUGUGUCCUUCUCUUCUGGUGCUGCAAGUGCUCAACGUGGCGUCAAACGCCGUCGUGUCGUUGAAGUGAACGGAGAGAACCAAGACAUUGAUUACCUCAAUAGACGAUCGAAGCUCAACAAGGAGACAAUCGGACCUGUCGGAAUUGACGAGGUCGACGAGGAAGGAAAAUGGGUUCGCGUUGCGAACAAUUCAGAAGAAGAUCAGUCUAUUGGAGGAUACAAGCUGGUUGUCAAGGCUGGAAACAAAGAAGCUUCGUUCCAGUUCUCAGCCCGCAUGAAGCUCGCUCCACACGCUAGUGCAACUGUUUGGUCUGCUGAGUCGGGAGCCGUUCAUAACCCACCAGAGGUUUACGUAAUGAAGAAGCAACAGUGGCCCAUCGGAGAAAACCCCUCCGCACGUCUCGAGGAUAAUGAAGGAGAUAUUGUAUCUUCGAUCACAGUUGAGCUCAGCGAAUCGUCGGAUCCAUCAGAUCCAGCUGAUCGUUGUUCGAUCAUGUAG
Caenorhabditis briggsae is the source of this 1698-nucleotide messenger RNA. It is a transcript of the gene Cbr-lmn-1, whose product is annotated as Protein CBR-LMN-1. The record is from RefSeq and is a predicted model, not a curated record. NCBI's taxonomy places the organism in Eukaryota, Metazoa, Nematoda, Chromadorea, Rhabditida, Rhabditidae. The coding region runs from base 1 to 1698 and encodes 565 amino acids. The transcript has 6 exons.